Molecule: messenger RNA, 317 nt
Organism: Adineta ricciae
Lineage: Eukaryota; Metazoa; Rotifera; Eurotatoria; Adinetida; Adinetidae
Source: the annotation of a GenBank genome assembly
AAUUAGGUCAACAUGAUCUAGCACUUCAAGAAUAUAAUCUUUGGUACGAAAGUUCAUUAAGAAAUAGUAAUAAAUUAUCACCAUCAUUACUUGAAAUACUCGAUGAUUACGUUCAAUUUCGACGUGGUUUAACUUAUGCAAGUCUUAAUCGUCAUGAUAAUGCAAUAGCAGAUUAUCAACGUAUAUUUAAUAAAUCAAAUCGAUUGAUUUCAUCAACAAUAGCUGAUCGGAUAUUCUUUCGUCAAGGUAUGUCAAGUAUGGCUCUCAAUGAUGCACAUGAUGCAUUAAUUAAUUUUAAUAAAUCAAUAUCAUUAAAU